Molecule: messenger RNA, 1789 nt
Organism: Arachis ipaensis
Lineage: Eukaryota; Viridiplantae; Streptophyta; Magnoliopsida; Fabales; Fabaceae
Product: pentatricopeptide repeat-containing protein At2g20710, mitochondrial
Cellular component (GO): mitochondrion
Molecular function (GO): protein binding
Source: RefSeq, a predicted model, not a curated record
AUCGGUCAGUGUUUGUUGGGCAUUCGUAUACUCGCCCUAGUUGUGAGGAAGGAGAGAAACGCAGACUUGAGAGUUGAGAGUGAAAGUGACGAUGUUGUUUCGAUCAAGUUUCAAACUUUUCAAUAGCUCACGUGUUUCUGCCUAUCAAUUAUACUCAACAGAAUCACUUCUUUCUUCUUCUUCUUCUUUCUCAGAACUCCAUCAUCAAAUAAUUGGGGAUAAUGGGGACCCCACAAUCCCACUGACUCCCGUUCUCAACCAAUGGCUUCAACAUGGCGGAUCCCUCACUCACAAGCAAAUCCAACAUCUCAUCUCAACCCUCUCUUAUUCACGUCGCUACACGCACGCCCUUCAGAUAUCAGAAUGGAUGAGUGAGUCAAGUAAAUAUAACUUGACCCCAGGAGACGUUGCUAAACAUCUCAACUUGAUAUCGAAAGUUCGUGGCCUUGAACAAACCGAGAGCUUCUACAGAGGCGGAUUCAAGGUAAAUGCUGCCCUCUUGAAAUGCUAUGCAGAGCAUAAAUCUUUGGAGAAAGCAGAGGCUAUCAUGAAGAAAAUUAAGAAGGUUUGUCCUGUGAACUCCCCCACGUGUUACAAUAUGAUGUUGAAACUCUAUGCGCAGUUAGGAAAAUAUGACAAAUUGGAUAGUCUAAUGCGAGAAAUGAUGGAAAAGGACAUAUGCAACGGUGCUACAUAUACUAUUCGGUUGAAUGCGUAUGUGGCUGCUGCAGACAUAGAAGGGAUGGAGAAGUUACUAAUGAGGAUGGAAGCUGAUCCUCUUGCAACUGUUGAUUGGUAUACUUACACUACUGCAGCAAAUGGAUAUCUGAAAGGUGGCAAUGUCGAGAAGGCCUUGUCAGCACUGAAGAAAUCAGAGCGAUUAGCUGUAGGCAGGAGCAAGAGGCUUGCCUAUGAAUCUAUUCAAACUAUAUAUGCUACUAUUGGUAAUAAGGAUGAGGUUUAUCGAAUUUGGGAUAAGUGCAAAGCCUUGAAUGGAUUUCAGAACAAAGAUUACCUCUGUAUGUUAAGCUCUUUGGUGAAGCUAGCUGACAUUGAUGGAGCAGAGAAGAUCUUGGAAGAAUGGGAAUCCAAUUAUAAAGUUUUCGACACCAGAAUUCCACAUCUUAUGAUCCGUGCUUAUUGUAAAUUGGGUAUGUUGGAUAAGGUUGAGGCUUAUAUCAAGAGGCUUUUGGAUAGUGGCAGGCAAUUGCAUGCGUCUACAUGGGAUAAUUUGGCAGAUCACUAUUGCACAGAUAAUGAUAUGGAGAAAGCAGUUCAAGCAAUGAAGAAUGUGCUCUCGGCAAAAAGACCAAGAUGGAGGCCUAAUCCCUUAGUUUUGGCUGCAUCUUUAGAGUACCUGAAGGAAAAAGGAGAUUUGGACUCAGUGCUUCAGAUUCUCAAGUUCUAUAGUGAUGGUGGUUAUCUCUCUGUUGCAACCUAUGAUAAACUAGUAAGUUAUGUUCAUGGUGAAAUCCCUGAUGCAAAAGCCAUUGAUCUGAUUAGAGUGGAAAAUCAAUUAGAUGAAGACACUGAACAUCUUGAUGAGGAUACAAAUGAUGUUUGAAGGUAAAGUUUAGUCGCAGAACUAAAUUACAUGUCUCAAAAUGUGGCCAAGAAAGAGUAGAUUAUGUAGUCAUAGCUGACAGAUUAGUGAUUACUUUUUGUCCACCUUUGUUUAAUGUAGUAGAGACUGAAGUUGAAUCUUUCAUCAUGAUUUGCCAUUAAAUCAGCGAUCUAUUUUUUUCACUUCAACUUUUAAACAAUGUUUAGGAAAUGCAUUUUUUUAUUU